Molecule: messenger RNA, 1038 nt
Organism: Eupeodes corollae
Lineage: Eukaryota; Metazoa; Arthropoda; Insecta; Diptera; Syrphidae
Exons: 4
Coding region: 392-790 (132 amino acids)
Source: RefSeq, a predicted model, not a curated record
CAAAUCUCAUGCGUAUUGAAAUGACUUAACCAAAUAUCAUUGCCAACAACUUUCGGGUCCAUUGACAGAAGACGGAGAUGGUGGCAGUAGCGACUUCGAUGACGGCACCAGCAUAUAGUCGAAGUUGAAAGUACACCUUUAACGUUCGUUGACGUUUUCCUCGUCAACACGUCACACGAGAUUUUUCAAUAGGUCGUAGGAUAAAGAGAGUUUAAGAGCGUCUGUCUUUGUAUAUUCGAGCAAUUGUCAUUACCCCCGCCAAUGAGCGCUUCCGUGGUUGCACGAAAAGUUUAGAUUCCAAUUCAACAUGCAGACUUAAAAUCUGGUGGACCAAAGUUAAUGGUUUCAUUUUCAACAUUGAAGCUGGACAACGUGCAUCAUCAGCAAGAAAAUGACCGACCCUAGGAGGAUGAUGACGCUGACUAUGACGGUUCUGAUAGUUCUGAUGAUGGUAAUGACUUUGUUCGAAUCGGCUUCUUCAUCUUCGUCCUAUUACACUUAUGGGGGCAACUUUCCGGUUGUAUUUUUCUCAGACUUCAAAUAUGUUCCAACGGAUUAUGGAUACAAACUUUCUUAUAGGACGCAGGCUGGUGUUAUCCAUGAGGAGCUUGGAAUUGUCCCCGGAGUUCCACCGCUGAGGGGUGAUACAAAUAACGAUGAUUUGAAUUCAAAUCCAGAUACACUUGGUUCAUCUAGAGGAGCUGGAGCGGGACGAAGGCCGAAAUCAAAGAGACUUCCAACUAAAACUCGUAAAGUCUCACCGAAGCUCUUAGCGAGUUUAUCGGGCUGAUGAUAAUGUAGAGUGUAGAGUGGAAAAUGGUAUUAAUUUAGUUUUGUAGGUUAUUAAUAUUCGUUCAAGAUAUUGGUGUCAUUUUUGUUUUGUUUUAAUUUUGUCUUGUUUUAUUUAAAUUGUUUUUGUUUUUGUAAAUUAUUAUGUUAAAAGUGUUUGGAUCUGUUUUAAGGUCAACCUCUCUGAAAUAAUAUAUAAAUAAAAUAUAUAAAUAAUACAUAAUAAAUAGAUUUAAAUAUUUUAAAAGA